Molecule: messenger RNA, 2457 nt
Organism: Neocloeon triangulifer
Lineage: Eukaryota; Metazoa; Arthropoda; Insecta; Ephemeroptera; Baetidae
Product: histone acetyltransferase KAT6B-like
Exons: 7
Coding region: 214-2025 (603 amino acids)
Source: RefSeq, a predicted model, not a curated record
CACACGCCCUCUGAUGACCGAGAUUCCUCUGUGGUCCGUAAUGAUUUUUCCUGCUUACAUCAGAACACCCAAAGGAGCCAAACCAAACGGAACAUUAGCUCCUCCGUUUUAGUGUGCUGUCGAGGUCUGAACAGGAGAGUCGCUAGGCGAGGCUGACAACAGCACCGUGGAUCAGCCGUCCACCGUCAGAGCUGCAAUCAAACGUCUGUCAACAUGAGGCUCCUUCACGCAAUCUGCAUUUCCUUGUUGCUGGCAUUCGCCGCUGCCAGAUCAGUAACCCAAUCACGGCAAGAUGAAACUGCAGCAGAGACUGCAGCCCCCGCAGCUGCUGCUGUUGAAAUUUUGUCAACCCUUGCCCCAGUGGCUCCCGCUGCAGCCGUCACUGAAGCCGCUGCUGCAGUCGUCACCGAAGCCGCUGCCGUCGUGACCCAAGCGGCAGAAGAGGCAGUCGCCCCUGUCGAAAACGAAGUUGAAGCCGUGGCAAACACCACGGAACAAGAACGAUUCUGCAAAUGCACCAAACUCGAGUGCAACUGCUGUCGCAACCUCAGGUUGCCUAUUUUGCCCAUCAGAAGCAAGGGUUGCGCCUCACUGAAGUACGAGAAAGGAGAUAAAUUGUCCCUGUCGAUGAAGCUUGGAGAUAAUGUGGUGCGAACCUUCACAAUUGAUGAGAAGAAACCAAGGCGCGCCUGUGUUGACAUGCCGGGAGGCUUCAGCCAAUUUUGCGGUCGAGUUUACGGAAUUUCACGCGAAGCUGAUGACUUCAAGGCUUGCCUCGGCCUUGAGCUGAGGGCCCCCCUCGACCUGGAAGCUUCUCUGAGGGUGUCGUGCUUCAAAUUCAGCGAGAAAGGUGUAACUUUGGCGCCCGCGCCACCUCUGCCCGCCAGCCCUGAUGAUGAGGAUGAUGAUGACGACGACGACGAUGACGAAGGUAUCGGCGGACUCUUCUCCGGCCUCUUUGGAGACGGUGGUGACGAUUUGGAGAUUGAGUACCGCGACGGCUCCAGCAGCAAACAGUCUGACGCUGCCACCGAAGAGGAGGACGACGAUGAGGAGGAAGACGACGAAGCUGAGGAGGCCGACGAGCCUGAAGAGGAUGAGGAGGAAGAAGAUGAAGACGAUGACGACAUUGAGAUCGAAUACGGCGACGAUGAUGACAAUGAUGUUGAAGAGGAUUCUGAGGAGGGUGGCCUGGGACUGUUUGAUUUCAUCACCGGACUGUUUGAUUCGGACACCGAGGAAGACGAGAGCGAGGCUGCAUCUGUGGAGGCCACGUCUGAGGCGACUGCUGCGCCCAGCAAGAAAAAGAAGAAGCAGCCGGCCAAGGACGUCGUGUCCACUCCGGUGAAGGAGGAAGUCCAGACCAAAAAGCCCGUUAAGGUUGAGGCGACCACUACUAAGCCAACCAAAGUCACCGUAGAGGCGACGACUAAGCGCUCCGAGAAAGUUCCUGACCCGGUGAAGGCAUCAUCUGAAGAGGAUGAUGAUGAUGAUGAUGAUGAAUCAGAAGAUGAUGACGAAGAAAAGGACGAUGAUGAGGAGGAGGAGGACGAGAAAGACGAAGAUGAUGACGAUGACGACGAGGAUGAUGAUGAUGAUGAAGAUGAAAAAGACGAGGAAGGAACCACUGAGGAGAGCUUCAGUAGCGAAUUCGAGGCCGCCAUCAACGAAGUUGUUCAAGAGGUUGAAAGCAUUGGUGAAAUUGAAGUUGCUGACCUUGAUGACGACAAGAAGAAGGUCACCACCGUGAAGCCUGCAGUCACCCCUGCCGCGGCGAAAAACUCAACGGUUGCCGAAGAUUCCUCUGACAUCAUUGACGAGGUGGAAAAGCUGGUUGAAGAGGUCGGCGAGGUCAGCAUAGAUGACGAUGACGAAGAAGAGGAAGAAAAAGACACAAAACCCCCUGUGAUUGGCGUGGCUAUGGAUGGAGAACCCAGGGACAAAAUUAAGGUCGAGGUCGUCACCACAGCGCCUACUGCGUCCGUGGUGGUCAGACGUAGAAACUCGAGGGGAAAGGGUUUGUAACCCUGCUCUUAGACUAGGCUUAGUAAAUUAUUCUAAUUUAUUUAUUUAACUUAUUUAUUUCCCAUACGCAAUCAUUGGCUUUUAAUUAAACCGAAAAACACCGCAUUUGCUCAAUGUAAAUAUAUUUAUAAGCUUUAUAACAAUUAAAAACAAAAUCAAGAAAUAAAAUUAGUAAAUCUUCUACGUAAAGAAAGAAUAAAGCUCUCCACUCAUCACGCAAUAAUAGACUGAGGUUUUUCGCCUGUUAAUGCUUUAUUGCCCACUUUACCAUGUCAGCAGUAAAUUUAAACUGUCUUCUUGUUUAUUGAGAAUUCCAAGGCCGGGCAAUGAAUAAAGAAAUUCUCACUAAAUUACCAAAUCACGAGGUGUCAUCAUGUCACGCGAUACUCUAUAUUGCCAUAAUAAUAAUAAUAAACUUAAUUUUUAAGACUA